Molecule: messenger RNA, 1161 nt
Organism: Ziziphus jujuba (common jujube)
Lineage: Eukaryota; Viridiplantae; Streptophyta; Magnoliopsida; Rosales; Rhamnaceae
Product: eugenol synthase 1-like
Exons: 5
Coding region: 77-1036 (319 amino acids)
Molecular function (GO): oxidoreductase activity
Source: RefSeq, a predicted model, not a curated record
AUAAGAGUAGAUCAAUGCCCAGGGCAUAAAAGAAAGAAAAAGAGGGAAAAAAAAAAAGGAAAAAAAAAAGGCAGAAAUGAAAAGUAGUGAAGAAAAAUGCAAGAUUUUGAUAUUUGGGGGAAGUGGAUACCUUGGGAAACACAUGGCGAAGGCAAGCAUAUUAUUGGGUCAUCCAACGUAUGUGUAUUCAAGGCCUCUCACCCCAAAAACCUCUCCUUCUAAGAUAGAUUUGCUUGAGGAGUUUCAGGCCAUGGGAGUCUCUAUUUUCCAUGGAGAAUUGGAGGAGCAUGAGAAGCUGGUGAGGUUGAUUAGACAAGUAGAUGUGGUAAUUUCAGUACUGGCAUACCCUCAGGUUUUUGAACAGCUGAAGAUCAUUGAUGCUAUCAAAGUUGCUGGUAAUAUAAAGAGAUUUCUUCCAUCAGAUUUUGGAUGUGAAGAGGAUAGGGUGAAUCCUUUGCCUCCUUUUCAACAAUUUCUUGAUAAAAAAAGAAAAAUAAGACGAGCAACUAAGGAAGCCGGCGUUCCUUACACUUUUGUUUCUGCAAAUUGUUUUGCUUCUUAUUUCGUGAAUUAUUUGCUUAACCCUCACGAAAUUCGAGACAAUCUCAAUGUUUACGGAAGCGACAAAGCUGAUGUGGUGUUAAAUUAUGAAGAAGAUAUCGCUGUGUACACUAUCAAAGUAGCAAAUGAUCCAAGAACAUGCAACCGUAUUGUUACCUACAGGCCGCCAAAAAAUAUCAUAUCACAGCUUGAAUUGAUUUCACUUUGGGAGAAGAAGAUUGGUCGGAAUUUUAAUAGGGUUCAUAUUUCUGAAGAAGAGAUUAUCAAGCUCUCUGAAACCCUUCCACAUCCGCAGAACAUACAGAUUUCCAUCCUUCAUACUAUAUUUGUGAAGGGUGACUUGAUGAAUUUUGAAGUAGGAGAGGACAUUAUUGAAGCUUCAAAGCUGUAUCCAGAUUUGAAAUACACUUCAAUUGAUCAACUUCUUGAUAUAUUUCUAGUUAACCCUCCAAAACCUGUAGUUGCUGCAUUUUGAGUGUUCCCUUUCUCUUUAAAUUGGUAGUGAAUCAGCGUUUGCAUGUUGUUUUGAUAAUAUCUACUAGUAUGCAUUAUUGGCUUCUUCUUCUUUUAUUAUUAUUAUAUUUUUAAGUAGUUUUAUUA